GAUAAAAACUUCCUCAGGUUUGACCAGCGCUGGAAUUGUCUUAAGUCCCAAGCUGAUGUUAGCAUCGGUGAAAUGAUUUACUUCUACCAAUCAGGAUUUAAACAUGUAGAGAGAGAAAGUGAGAGAGAGAGAGAGCUUCCUUGGUCAACGUGUACUGAGCACCGGCAAUGAAGAAAAAAAAAAAGCAGAAAACCAAGGCAGACAUAUUCCAGCCUCACAGACAAGUCCUCCAUUGUUACGGACUCCUUGUUCUUUUCUACACCUCUAUGGGAUCCUUCUUGUUCUUUAUCAUUGGUUUUCUCUUCUAUCCUUCUGUCUCUGGGAUUUCUUUCUCAGAAUUUAUCUACCCAAAUUUCAGUGCUUCAUACUUUCAAUUUAUCGACAAAGAUGGGGCAUUCUUGUUCUCUAAGAAUGAAACAUUCAAAGCUGCUAUCUACAAUCCUGAAGCUCAAACCAACUUUUACUUGUCCGUCAUACAUGUUGAAUCCAACACCAUCAUCUGGUCAGCUAAUCGUGAUUCUCCUAUCUCCGACUCUGGUAAUAUGGAUCUCACUAACAAUGGAAUUAGCAUUGCUGAUCCAGCUGGUAAUCUCAAAUGGUCAACUCCACAAUUACAAGCAACAGUUUAUGCAUUACUGCUGACAGAGAUGGGUAAUCUUGUUCUACUUGAUCAAUUUAAUCGUUCUCUUUGGGAGAGCUUCCACUAUCCAACAGAUACAAUUGUGAUAGGACAACAGCUUCCAGUUGGGGCAAAUCUGUCAAGUGCUGUAUCAGGAAGUAACUUGUCAACUGGUGAUUACAGAUUCAUGGUUGCUGCUUCUGAUGCAAUAUUACAAUGGUAUGGACAGGUAUAUUGGAAGCUGACAAUGGAUACCAAGGCCUAUAUGAAUUCUGAUUAUGUAGUUGAGUAUAUGGCAAUAAACAAAACAGGCCUUUAUCUCUUUGGUCGUAACGGAUCAGUUGUUAUAAUUCAGGUUAACUUGUUGCCGACCAACUUCCGGAUUGCCAAUUUGGAUUUUUCGGGUCAGUUUACUGUACGUAGUUUUUCUGGUGGUGAAUGGGUCCAGGAAUUUGUUGGGCCAAUUGAUGGUUGUCAAAUUCCAACCAGCUGUGGCAAAAUGGGAUUAUGUACGAUUGACUCUACGUCAAAUGCCCCCACUUGUUCAUGUCCAUCUGAUUUCCAUUCAGCUUCACAAAAUAUUGGUGGUUGUUUGCCAAAUAACCCUUCUUAUUCUCUACCUACUGCUUGUGAUUCAACCAUUAAUGUCAGUGAGUCAAAUUCUUCCGCUGUUUCAUAUCUGAGACUGGGAUCUGGUAUGGAUUAUUUUUCUCUCGAUUUCUCUCGGCCUGUAAGAUAUGGUGUAAAUUCUUCAGUUUGUCAAGAUUUAUGCUUGGGGUACUGUGCUUGCUUGGGAAUUUUCUACGACAAUUCUUCUGGCUCUUGCUAUGUGCUUGAAAAUGACUUAGGCUCCAUUAUAUUGAGCAAUACAGUUGAAAAUGAUCUUCAGGUCUAUGUUAAAGUACUUGUUGGACCUACUUCUACAGAUUCCGAUGGUAACAAUAGUUUUAGCAAUCAAGGGAAACAGUUUCCCAUAGCUGCUGUUGUGCUUUUACCUUCCACGGGGUUUUUCCUGUUAGCUGCUCUAGUUUUCCUCUGGUGGAAAAGAUGGAUACUCAAUAAAGCUGGAGAGCAAAAAUUAGGCCACCUGAACUCAUUGUCUUCAGGAGAUCUGGAUGACUUCUACAUUCCCGGCUUGCCACAAAAGUUUGAUCAUGAAGAACUUGAGGUGGCUACUGAUAAUUUUAAGACCCUAAUAGGAUCGGGUGGGUUUGGUGCUGUAUACAGAGGUACACUUCCUGAUAAAACUGUUGUGGCAGUCAAGAAGAUAACAAAUCCAGGCAUCCAUGGGAAAAAAGAAUUCUGUACAGAAAUUGCAGUAAUUGGAAAUAUUCACCAUGUCAAUCUGGUCAAAUUGAGAGGAUUUUGUGCCCAAGGGAGACAACGCUUUUUGGUGUACGAGUAUAUGAACCAGGGCUCAUUGGACAGAACCCUCUUUGGCAGUGGGCCUGUCUUAGAGUGGCAAGCGAGAUUUGAUAUAGCACUUGGAAUUGCUCGUGGCCUUGCAUACUUGCAUAGCGGCUGUGAACAUAAGAUCAUUCAUUGUGAUGUCAAACCUGAAAAUAUUCUCUUGCAUGAUCAUUUUCAGGCAAAGAUCUCUGAUUUUGGGCUCUCAAAGCUUCUAAGCCCUGAACAAUCCGGUCUGUUCACAACAAUGAGAGGCACUCGUGGCUAUCUUGCACCUGAAUGGCUCACUAACUCUGCGAUUUCUGAAAAAACUGAUGUUUAUAGUUUUGGAAUGGUACUGCUUGAAUUAGUGAGUGGGAGGAAAAAUUGCUCAACGAAAUCACAAAGUCUUAGCAUGGAUGAUACUAACAGUGGUGGAGGCAACUCGUCAUCCUCAUCAGUGACGGGAUUGGUUUACUUUCCACUAUUUGCACUAGAGAUGCAUGAACAAGGUAGAUACUUGGAGCUUGCAGAUCCAAGACUUGAGGGGCGGAUAACAAAUAAGGAGGUGGAGAAGUUAGUCCGUGUUGCUUUGUGUUGUGUUCACGAGGAGCCAGCACUAAGGCCGAGUAUGGCCACUGUUGUUGGGGUGUUGGAAGGUGGGCUUCCCUUAGGCCAGCCAAGAUUGGAAUCCUUGAAUUUUUUGCGCUUUUAUGGCCGCAGAUUUACUGAGGCUUCGAUGAUAGAAGAUCAAAGUGGGCAAAGUGAUUUCAUACUAUUCCAACAAGCAAAUGCUUCUCAUAGUAGUACAACUGGUUCAAAUACUUGCCUUUCUUACGUCUCUUCACAACAAAUCUCUGGCCCUAGAUAA
Durio zibethinus is the source of this 2876-nucleotide messenger RNA. Its product is annotated as G-type lectin S-receptor-like serine/threonine-protein kinase At5g35370. The record is from RefSeq and is a predicted model, not a curated record. Gene Ontology annotation, biological process: recognition of pollen; protein phosphorylation. NCBI's taxonomy places the organism in Eukaryota, Viridiplantae, Streptophyta, Magnoliopsida, Malvales, Malvaceae. Gene Ontology annotation, molecular function: ATP binding; protein serine/threonine kinase activity.